This is a messenger RNA of Hemicordylus capensis (graceful crag lizard), 14344 nucleotides long. RefSeq names its product teneurin transmembrane protein 3 (gene TENM3). Lineage: Eukaryota; Metazoa; Chordata; Lepidosauria; Squamata; Cordylidae. Gene Ontology annotation, biological process: heterophilic cell-cell adhesion; neuron development; signal transduction. Bases 2428 to 10896 code for a protein of 2822 amino acids. Gene Ontology annotation, molecular function: cell adhesion molecule binding; protein homodimerization activity; protein heterodimerization activity. Gene Ontology annotation, cellular component: neuron projection; membrane. The transcript has 46 exons. The record is from RefSeq and is a predicted model, not a curated record.
UCACACGCCAAGAGAGAACGAGCCUGCUUCUGGGUCACAUGCCUUUCCCCAUCCUUUCCGAAGGCGUUUUUGUGCCCCAUUCACAACCUUAAGCUCCAGGCUGAGAAGCGAGCGGUGGUAUACCUUUAAGGCACGUGAGUGAGAGAGAGAGAGUGCGCGCGAGAACCCCUGCCGGCUCAUCACUAAAACCUCUCCAUUAAGAAUUGCAAACUCGCCUCCUCCGUGACUAAAGGGCGUUCUGGUGGGAGUGCUCCUCCUGAGAGGGUUAAUGAGGGAAGAAGCAAAGACCAGCGGCAGCCUGGAGCUUGCCGGCUAGGGAGGAGGAAAAGAAGCAGCAGCUGCACGCAGCACUUGGAUUUGGCAGACCCCAACAGCAGCCCGCUACACGCUGGUUCUUUGCUUCUGCAGGCUGUGCGUGUGCCCUACCUUGCCCUGCCCGCUCAGCCCUUGGCUGCUAGGAGGAGAGCCGCUCACGUCUCUUCACGGGCACCUGGAAGGAGCAGGAGCCCUAAGACGCGCCCGCUGCUUCCUUUCUCUUCUUGUCACCAAACCCUCUUGCUCCUUCGCCGCCGCCGCCGCCGCCGAUUCCUAACCCUCGUUUUCCCACCUCACCCACGCCCGGGCAAAUAGGAGGUAUAGCCGGCCACAGCGCUGCUGCCGAAGCUGCAAGCGAGCAAGGAGUGAGCAAGCACGACUCUCUGAAGAGACCGAGGUGGGCAGGAAGGGCGGCGGGAAAACCAUAACUGUCUGCCACUAUCUAAGCUGGGCGCCAAUAAGAGAGGCUGAGAAAGCAUCUUGGGGAGCGCAAGCGAUAGGAUCGGACGGCGGUCGCUGGGCUGAUUGCUGCUCCUCAGCGCGUCUGAGGCUGCGAAGUUCAACGCAAACGUGUUGCUCGCCGCUGGCAGCUCCUACCUGCGCCGGUGCGCCCCGUGAUUGCGGCUCUUGCUGCGCUGCUUUGCUGGAGCCCGGGUUGCGGCCACUCUUCGGAUGGUGGCUUUACGUUGCGUGCCCUGAGCCUGGCGCAAACCCAGCAUCCAGAUCUGAUCUCCUGGCUCCUGAUCUUGGCUUUGACUAGACCUUUCUUCUGUGUGUACCUGACUUCCUGGCUUCUGACCCCGGCUUGCAAGCUGACUUUGACUUCUGCUUCGCUCCACUGGUGAGUGGAACCAGUGCUGGCAAUAACUUCAAGCUGGCAUUGUGAAUACAGAUUCUGCUACAGGAAAAUAACAGGUUACCACAAAACUUCACUCUGGCAUAAUGAUUUACACAGAAGCGGGAGUGAGAGACUGCGACAACCUUUCCCUGGUGUAAUGUCAUUGUCGCCGAUCACAGUGGCAGAAUCAGGCAGCUCGGAGAAGACAAAAAGUGUCCCUUUCCCUCCUGCUCUUUCAACUGCCAGUGGCAUUCAAAGUGACCUUGCCUUGUAAAUAUUGGAAACUGCUACAGCAUCCCUGUCAGAUGUCCAACCUCCACCUGAGAACCUCUAAAGAAGGAAAGCCCACCACUGCAUAAGAGUAACCGUUUUGUGGCAGGAAACAAAUUUGGAGGGAACCACUUCCCACACCGAUUAAUCAGUAGACACCCACACCAACUGAUACCGAAACCGCAUAAUACUAUAUUCUGCAAUCCACCUCAGCUAGCCUGAUGGAUAUUUUUAUUCAUAAUGUUUCAUUGAGGAAAGGUGAAAGGGAGGAGAUCUAUAAUGCAAUUUAGGAUCCAUGUACUUUAGCUCCAUUUUCAACUAAUUGAUCCUGCUGGUUUUGGCGUGUCUAAGAAAAGGUGAAAAGAUAGCUCUGCAGAGAUGAGCUCUUAAUUAAUGUACAGGGUCCCUGUGAGUCCCACCUCUCAACAGCAGUGAUUGACAUCCAAGGAUACAUAAAUUACACUAAUUGAGCUUUGCAUCUACACAAUCUUUCUACAACCAAUUCAUUAGAGAAGGAAAUGUCUGCUUUACCAAGUUUAAUGGAGAAUUUAAAAUCGUCAUGCACAUCAAAGAACAAUUGUGGAGAUAAUAGCAAACACUUGAGGGAUGCUUCAACCAGUCAUAAUACUUCAGAGGAGACAUAUAACAAAGCUUUGCACAAUUGAACUCUCUAAUGAACUGCUUGUUCCCUCAAGAUUCUCUGGUUCCCCACACAAGUUGAGCUGGAAGCCAGAUGCUGCGCCAUAUCUGAGAUCUCAUCUGUGAUUGCCAGAAAUCUAAGCCAGUUGCCAUCGCCACACCGUCUAACAAUAUGGAAGGAUCAUAAGAAAAGCAGUAUGAUAGGUAGGAACUGCUAGAUUAUCAAAUCAUCUGCACCUAUUGGAGUACAUUUUGUCAUACGGAGGAAACACGGAUUCUUUGAAAAGAGAAAAGGUGGACUUAAACUGAAUGCAGAACAGAAUUUCAAGUAAUCUGACCUGAUGUGCAUACAGAAGGAAUGAAGCAUGGAUGUGAAAGAACGCAGACCUUAUUGCUCUCUGACAAAGAGCAGAAGAGACAAGGAACGGCGUUACACGAAUUCUUCAGCAGAAAACGAUGAGUGCAGAGUGCCUACACAGAAGUCCUACAGUUCAAGUGAAACCUUGAAAGCUUUUGAUCAUGAUUCCUCCAGAUUGCUGUAUGGAACCCGAGUAAAAGACUUGGUCCACAGGGAGUCAGAUGAAUAUAGCAGACAAGGACAGAAUUUUACCCUAAGGCAGUUAGGAGUUUGUGAACCAGCAACUCGAAGAGGACUGGCAUUUUGUGCUGAAAUGGGGCUCCCCCACAGAGGUUACUCUAUCAGUGCAGGGUCAGAUGCUGAUACUGAAAAUGAAGGAGUGAUGUCUCCAGAACAUGCCAUGAGACUUUGGGGCAGGGGGGUCAAAUCAGGCCGCAGUUCCUGUCUCUCAAGCCGUUCCAACUCAGCCCUCACUUUAACUGAUACCGAGCAUGAAAACAAGUCGGACAGUGAGAAUGGGACUACUGCCCAGCCCACCCCUUAUUGGAAUACUGCAUAUGAUGAGGAUCUGAUCCUGAUUGGAAACCCUGAAUGCCAUCAAAAUACAAGUCCUCCCAUGCCAUCCUCCUCAUCUAGUCAAUCCGUUAUUGAACAUUUACAUUCCCCUCCUCCAUCACCUAAUCUCCAUGACAACCAGAGAUGGUUGCUAAGUACUAGUGCUAUCCAGCCAGUUCAGGACUCUGACACUGAUGAGGACUAUACUGCCAGCUCUUAUCUAGUACAGACCGGUCCUGUUUCAGUUUUUGCCUCAGGUCAUGAGCAACCUCCAAAUAACCAAGGCCAGUCGACCCUGCAACCUUUGCCACCUUCUCACAAGCAGCAUUCAGCACAGCAUCACCCAUCUAUUACCUCCCUUAACAGAAACUCACUGACAAAUAGGAGGAACCAGAGUCCGGCCCCGCCGGCUGCUUUGCCCGCCGAGCUGCAAACCACACCUGAGUCGGUCCAGCUGCAGGACAGCUGGGUCCUUGGCAGUAAUGUGCCACUGGAAAGCAGGCAUUUCCUAUUCAAAACCGGAACAGGAACAACACCACUGUUCAGUACUGCAACACCGGGUUACACAAUGGCAUCCGGCUCGGUUUAUUCUCCUCCUACACGGCCGCUACCUAGGAAUACGUUAUCAAGAAGUGCUUUUAAAUUUAAGAAGUCUUCAAAGUACUGUAGCUGGAAAUGUACAGCACUCUGUGCUGUAGGGGUCUCUGUGCUACUGGCAAUACUUCUAUCUUACUUUAUAGCAAUGCAUCUAUUUGGCCUCAACUGGCAGUUACAACAGACUGAAAAUGACACAUUUGAAAAUGGAAAAGUGAAUUCUGAUACUGUGCCAACACACACUGUAUCAUUACCUUCUGGCGAAAAUGGAAAAUUAGGAGGAUUUGCACAAGAAAACAAUACUAUAGAUUCUGGAGAACUUGAUAUAGGCCGAAGAGCAACACAAGAGGUUCCUCCUGGGAUCUUCUGGAGGUCACAAGUCUUCAUUGAUCAGCCACAGUUUCUAAAAUUCAAUAUCUCCCUUCAGAAAGAUGCAUUGAUUGGAGUGUAUGGCCGAAAAGGCUUACCACCUUCCCAUACUCAAUAUGAUUUUGUGGAACUUCUGGAUGGAAGUCGGUUGAUUGCGAGGGAACAGCGCAACCUUCUUGAGGCAGAGAGAGCAGGUAGACAGACAAGGUCUGUCAGUCUCCAUGAAGCAGGUUUCAUCCAGUAUUUAGACGCUGGGAUCUGGCAUCUGGCUUUUUAUAAUGAUGGGAAAAAUGCAGAACAAGUGUCCUUUAACACCAUUGUCAUCGAGUCUGUGGUGGAAUGCCCCCGCAAUUGCCAUGGAAACGGAGAGUGCGUAUCAGGAUCAUGCCAUUGUUUUGCUGGAUUUCUGGGCCCUGAUUGUUCAAGAGCAGCCUGCCCAGUAUUGUGCAGUGGCAAUGGGCAGUACUCCAAAGGACGCUGUCUCUGCUACAGUGGCUGGAAAGGUACAGAGUGUGAUGUGCCUACCACCCAGUGCAUUGACCCUCAGUGUGGGGGCCGUGGGAUUUGCAUCAUGGGCUCUUGUGCCUGCAACUCUGGAUACAAAGGCGAGAACUGUGAGGAAGCUGAUUGUUUAGACCCAGGCUGCUCAAAUCAUGGUGUUUGUAUCCAUGGAGAAUGCCACUGUAAUCCAGGAUGGGGUGGUAACAACUGUGAAAUACUGAAGACUAUGUGUCCAGACCAGUGUUCUGGCCAUGGGAAGUAUCUUCAAGAAAGUGGCACCUGCACUUGUGAUCCUAAUUGGACUGGUCCUGACUGCUCCAAUGAAAUCUGUUCUGUCGACUGUGGCACACAUGGCGUCUGUAUGGGUGGAACAUGUCGCUGUGAAGAAGGUUGGACUGGCCCAUCCUGCAAUCAAAGAACGUGCCACCCUCGGUGUGCUGAACAUGGAACUUGUAAAGAUGGGAAGUGUGAAUGCAGCCAAGGCUGGAAUGGCGAGCACUGCACUAUUGCUCACUAUUUGGAUAAGAUAGUUAAAGCAGACAAGAUAGGAUAUAAAGAGGGAUGCCCAGGCCUGUGUAACAGCAAUGGAAGAUGUACUCUGGACCAAAAUGGCUGGCACUGUGUUUGUCAGCCAGGAUGGAGAGGAGCAGGAUGUGAUGUCGCCAUGGAAACUUUAUGCACUGAUAGCAAGGACAAUGAAGGAGAUGGAUUAAUUGACUGCAUGGAUCCUGACUGCUGUUUGCAGAGUUCCUGCCAAAAUCAGCCCUACUGCCGUGGACUGCCUGACCCACAAGAUAUCAUUAGCCAAAGCCUCCAAUCACCAUCUCAGCAAGCUGCCAAAUCCUUUUAUGAUCGAAUCAGUUUUCUUAUAGGACCAGAUAGCACCCAUGUCAUUCCUGGGGAAAGCCCUUUCAAUAAAAGCCUUGCAUCUGUCAUUAGGGGCCAAGUAUUAACAGCAGAUGGAACGCCACUAAUUGGAGUUAAUGUCUCCUUUUUACAUUAUUCAGAUUAUGGAUACACAAUCACUCGUCAAGAUGGAAUGUUUGACUUGGUGGCAAAUGGUGGUGCAUCUUUAACCCUGGUGUUUGAACGAUCCCCAUUCCUUACUCAAUAUCACACAGUUUGGAUUCCGUGGAAUGUCUUCUAUGUCAUGGACACUCUUGUCAUGAAGAAGGAGGAGAAUGACAUUCCCAGCUGUGAUCUCAGUGGAUUUGUGAGACCAAAUCCUGUCAUUGUAUCAUCACCUUUAUCAACAUUGUUUAGGAUUUCUCCUGAGGAUAGUCCAAUUAUUCCUGAGACACAGGUACUACAUGAAGAGACCACAAUCCCAGGAACUGAUUUGAAAUUAUCUUAUUUAAGCUCCAGAGCUGCAGGUUAUAAAUCCGUUCUUAAGAUCACCAUGACGCAAUCAGUGAUACCCUUUAACUUAAUGAAGGUUCAUCUCAUGGUGGCAGUGGUGGGAAGACUUUUCCAAAAAUGGUUCCCUGCAUCCCCAAAUUUGGCUUACACAUUCAUUUGGGAUAAAACAGAUGCAUAUAACCAAAAGGUCUAUGGUUUAUCUGAAGCUGUUGUAUCUGUAGGUUAUGAAUAUGAAUCCUGUUUGGAUCUGACACUAUGGGAAAAACGGACUGCAGUUUUGCAGGGUUACGAAUUGGAUGCCUCAAACAUGGGUGGCUGGACACUGGAUAAACAUCAUGUACUGGAUGUUCAAAACGGAAUUCUCUACAAAGGUAAUGGGGAAAAUCAGUUCAUCUCUCAGCAGCCUCCAGUUGUCAGUAGUAUAAUGGGCAAUGGCAGACGACGUAGUAUUUCUUGUCCAAGUUGCAACGGUCAAGCAGAUGGCAAUAAGCUUUUGGCUCCAGUUGCCUUAGCAUGUGGUAUUGACGGAAGCCUGUAUGUAGGAGAUUUCAACUAUGUUCGACGGAUAUUCCCAUCUGGAAAUGUAACAAGUGUUCUUGAGCUUCGAAAUAAAGAUUUUAGACAUAGCAGUAACCCAGCACACAGAUAUUACCUUGCAACUGACCCAGUCACUGGAGAAUUGUAUGUCUCUGACACAAACACACGAAGGAUUUAUCGUCCAAAGUCGCUCACUGGGGCAAAGGACCUGACAAAAAAUGCUGAUGUGGUAGCAGGGACCGGAGAGCAGUGCCUUCCAUUUGACGAAGCAAGAUGUGGUGAUGGUGGCAAGGCUGUGGAAGCAACUCUCAUGAGCCCCAAAGGAGUGGCAGUAGACAAGAAUGGAUUAAUCUACUUUGUUGAUGGGACUAUGAUCAGGAAAGUGGACCAAAAUGGGAUAAUAUCAACUUUGCUUGGCUCAAAUGACCUGACUUCAGCACGACCGCUAACAUGUGAUACUAGCAUGCAUAUUAGCCAGGUGCGCUUGGAGUGGCCAACAGAUUUGGCUAUCAACCCAAUGGAUAACUCCAUAUAUGUGUUGGAUAACAACAUUGUUCUUCAGAUUACUGAAAACCGGCAGGUCCGUAUUGCUGCUGGGAGGCCAAUGCAUUGCCAGGUUCCUGGAGUGGAAUACACAGUGGGGAAACAUGCAGUACAGACUACUUUAGAAUCUGCCACCGCUAUUUCAGUGUCUUACAAUGGGGUGCUUUACAUUACAGAAACUGAUGAAAAAAAGAUUAAUAGAAUAAGGCAAGUUACAACUGAUGGAGAGAUCUCAUUAGUUGCUGGAAUACCUUCUGAAUGUGAUUGCAAAAAUGAUGUUAACUGUGACUGCUACCAAAAUGGUGAUGGCUAUGCUAAAGAUGCCAAACUUAAUGCUCCAUCUUCCUUAGCCGUAUCACCCGAUGGAACAUUGUACAUUGCUGAUCUUGGGAACAUUCGUAUACGAGCUGUGUCAAAGAAUAAACCACUGCUGAACUCAAUGAAUUUCUAUGAAGUUGCCUCUCCAACUGAUCAGGAACUCUAUAUCUUUGAUGUCAAUGGCACUCACCAGUACACCAUGAGUUUAGUCACAGGAGACUAUCUAUACAAUUUUAGCUACAGUAAUGACAAUGAUGUUACUGCAGUAACAGACAGCAAUGGAAAUACUCUUCGUAUCAGGCGGGAUCCCAACCGAAUGCCAGUGAGAGUGGUAUCUCCUGACAAUCAAGUUAUCUGGUUAACUAUAGGUACCAAUGGAUGCUUGAAAAGCAUGACAGCCCAAGGGCAGGAACUAGUCUUAUUUACGUAUCAUGGCAACAGUGGACUCCUGGCAACUAAAAGUGAUGAGACUGGAUGGACCACUUUUUUUGAUUAUGACAGCGAGGGUCGGCUAACUAAUGUCACAUUCCCAACGGGAGUGGUCACCAACCUCCAUGGGGAGAUGGAAAGGGCCAUAACAGUUGACAUUGAAUCAUCUAGCAGAGAAGAGGAUGUCAGCAUCACUUCAAAUCUAUCAUCAAUCGAUUCUUUCUAUACUAUGGUCCAAGAUCAGUUACGAAAUAGCUAUCAGAUUGGUUAUGAUGGGUCCCUCAGAAUUAUCUAUGCUAGUGGCCUAGACACACACUACCAAACGGAGCCACAUGUCUUAGCUGGCACAGCCAAUCCAACUGUAGCAAAAAGAAACAUGACACUCCCUGGAGAAAACGGACAGAAUUUAGUAGAGUGGAGGUUCCGAAAAGAACAAGCCCAAGGAAAAGUCAAUGUGUUUGGCCGAAAGCUCAGAGUUAAUGGUAGGAACCUCCUUUCAGUUGACUUUGAUCGGACUACAAAGACAGAAAAGAUCUAUGAUGACCAUCGUAAAUUUCUGUUGAGGAUUGCUUACGACACAUCAGGACAUCCAACACUCUGGCUGCCGAGCAGCAAGCUGAUGGCUGUCAAUGUUACCUAUUCAUCUACAGGGCAAAUUGGCAGUAUCCAGAGAGGGACAACUAGUGAGAAAGUUGAUUAUGAUGGACAGGGAAGAAUAGUUUCUAGAGUAUUCGCAGAUGGCAAAACAUGGAGUUAUACAUAUCUUGAAAAGUCUAUGGUCCUCUUGCUGCACAGCCAACGGCAGUACAUCUUUGAAUAUGACUUACUGGACCGACUAUCUGCCAUCACAAUGCCCAGUGUCGCUCGCCAUACCAUGCAGACUAUCCGUUCCAUUGGCUAUUAUCGGAACAUUUACAAUCCCCCUGAAAGCAAUGCCUCUGUCAUCAUGGACUACAAUGAGGAAGGGCAGCUGCUACAAACUGCUUUCCUGGGCACAAGUCGGAGGGUCCUAUUCAAAUACAGAAGGCAGACAAGACUCUCAGAAAUUCUGUAUGAUAGUACAAGAGUCAGUUUUACUUAUGAUGAGACAGCAGGAGUUCUGAAAACAGUAAACCUCCAGAGUGAUGGUUUUAUCUGCACCAUUAGAUACAGGCAAAUUGGCCCAUUGAUUGACAGGCAGAUUUUCCGCUUUAGUGAGGAUGGAAUGGUAAAUGCCCGAUUUGACUACAGCUAUGACAAUAGCUUCCGAGUGACUAGCAUGCAAGGUGUUAUCAAUGAAACCCCAUUGCCCAUUGAUCUUUACCAGUUUGAUGACAUAUCUGGAAAAGUUGAGCAAUUUGGAAAAUUUGGGGUUAUAUAUUAUGAUAUUAACCAGAUAAUUUCAACAGCGGUAAUGACGUACACAAAGCACUUUGAUGCCCAUGGACGCAUAAAGGAAAUCCAGUAUGAAAUAUUCAGAUCACUUAUGUACUGGAUUACAAUUCAGUAUGAUAAUAUGGGACGAGUAACUAAAAGAGAAAUUAAAAUAGGGCCAUUUGCCAACACAACCAAGUAUGCUUAUGAAUAUGAUGUUGAUGGUCAGCUACAGACAGUUUAUCUGAAUGAGAAAAUAAUGUGGCGAUAUAAUUAUGACUUGAAUGGCAAUCUCCAUUUGCUCAAUCCAAGCAACAGUGCACGUUUGACACCACUUCGGUAUGAUCUGAGAGACAGAAUCACUCGGCUAGGUGAUGUUCAGUACCGGUUAGAUGAUGAUGGAUUCUUGAGGCAGAGAGGUACAGAGAUCUUUGAAUACAGCUCAAAGGGUCUCCUUACCAGAGUUUAUAGCAAAGGAAGUGGGUGGACAGUGAUAUACCGUUACGAUGGACUUGGAAGACGCGUUUCCAGUAAAACUAGUCUGGGUCAGCACCUCCAGUUUUUUUAUGCAGACCUUACAUAUCCAACAAGGAUAACUCAUGUUUACAACCAUUCAAGUUCUGAAAUCACCUCUCUCUACUAUGAUUUGCAAGGACACCUUUUUGCCAUGGAGAUCAGCAGUGGAGAUGAAUUCUACAUUGCAUCAGACAACACUGGUACACCACUGGCCGUUUUUAGCAGCAAUGGCCUAAUGCUGAAGCAGAUCCAGUACACAGCUUAUGGCGAGAUCUAUUUUGAUUCGAAUCUUGACUUCCAGUUAGUGAUAGGAUUCCAUGGAGGCCUUUAUGAUCCUCUGACCAAACUAGUUCAUUUUGGCCAAAGAGAUUAUGACAUACUGGCAGGCCGUUGGACGACACCUGACAUUGAAGUUUGGAAAAAAAUAGGGAAAGAUCCAGCACCUUUUAAUCUGUAUAUGUUUAGAAAUAACAACCCAGCCAGCAGAAUACAUGAUGUGAAAGAUUAUAUCACAGAUGUUAAUAGCUGGCUGGUGACAUUUGGUUUCCACCUGCACAAUGCCAUCCCUGGAUUUCCUGUUCCCAAAUUUGAUUUAACAGAGCCCUCUUAUGAACUUGUGAAGAGUCAACAGUGGGAUGAUGUACCGCCUAUUUCUGGAGUGCAGCAACAAGUGGCAAGGCAAGCAAAGGCUUUCUUGUCCCUGGGAAAGAUGGCAGAAGUCCAGAUCAGCAAGCGUAGACCCGGCGGCGAAAAAUCAUGGUUGUGGUUUGCAACUGUGAAGUCUCUGAUCGGGAAAGGGGUUAUGCUUGCUGUCAAUCAAGGCAAAGUGCAGACAAAUGUGCUCAACAUUGCAAAUGAGGAUUGUAUCAAAGUGGCAGCUGUUCUGAACAACGCCUACUACCUGGAAAAUUUGCAUUUCACCAUCGAAGGGAAGGACACACACUAUUUCAUAAAGACCACCUCACCAGAGAGUGACCUAGGCACACUGAGACUGACAAGUGGCAGGAAGGCCUUGGAAAAUGGCAUCAAUGUCACCGUUUCCCAGUCCACCACAGUCGUGAAUGGCAGGACUCGCAGGUUUGCUGAUGUCGAAAUGCAGUAUGGCGCACUGGCUCUUCAUGUCCGCUAUGGCAUGACUCUCGAUGAGGAGAAGGCACGGAUAUUAGAGCAGGCUAGGCAAAGGGCUCUUUCCAAUGCCUGGGCCAGAGAACAACAAAGAGUGAGAGAUGGAGAGGAAGGUGCCAGGCUAUGGACAGAAGGGGAAAAGAGGCAAUUGCUGAGCGCUGGAAAAGUCCAAGGAUAUGAUGGGUACUAUGUACUCUCCGUGGAGCAAUACCCUGAAUUAGCAGACAGCGCUAACAAUAUACAGUUCCUUAGGCAAAGUGAGAUUGGAAAGAGGUAACACACUGGUUGAGCCCGGGCUGCCAAAGAGACUGACUCUGUACCAGUGUCUUCGAAGAGGGAGACCAAAUUGUUUUGCUGCAUUACUACUUGAGCCUAAAUGUACACCUUUGCUCAGAUUUCUCUGUAGCACAAUCUGAAUAGACUCUACAACAAAGAGAGAGCCUUCCAGAAGAAUGAUACUGCUCAAAAGAAAAACUGGGUGUGUUUUUCCUGAAUGACCUUAAAGGUGAUCUGCUUUAAAGAAUAUGUUUACAUAUGCAUAUCGCUGCACUCAAGUUGGACUGAAAGUACUAGAAGAAAAGCCUCAAGGGCUUGCAACAGGCUGCCGAUUCCUGUGAGGCACUGUCUUUAACUAAGAAACAGAUCCAUACAGUGUUUCCAAAUAUUACUAAAUUGCUUACAAGAAAUAGCCUCUCUCUCCUCCUCUCUCUCUCUCUUGCUCUCUCCCUCUCUCUGCAUAGGAUGUGGUAUAUAUCUCUGUUCAUUUUAAAAUGUGGGGCAAAAACUCUUAUUUAUGGACACCCCAAUGGCUUUAAACUGUGCUGCUUUCUAAAAGGACAUUGGCACAAGCAAUUUAUGCUACAAUGAGAAUUUAAUAAUGGAUUUUACAAUGAUUACGUGGUUUGCCUUGGGCGGGAAUGGCAAGUAGAAUCCUUGUCACAGAGAAGCAAAGGAAACCUUGAUUUUUUUUGUAAAUUAUGUGAGACAAGUUGUUUAUGGAUUUUUAUAUGAAUUCAAUUUACUGUACAUCAAAUAUUAGUCUCAGAGGAGUUAAUUUAUGUAAAGUGUUUUAAAAAGUUUAUACUUAAAAUAAAAUGAUAAAAAUGUGCAGUGUGUGAAUUUUUUUAAAGGAAUUGCACCUUUUGUUAUGUUAUAGCUGUACAGUAUAAAGAGUUAUAUUGUAGAGAUAUAACAGUGUAUAACUAAUGGACAGAAGUGUUAAUAUUUUUGUAUUAGGUUUAAAAAUGGUGCAUUUUUCUCUUUUGACUGCUCCUGCGAAAGGACGGAGUGGUCCCAAAUUUCUAGGCAAUUGGACUGCCGCUCUUUUCUCUUCCUCUACCUUUGUCAUCCCCUCAGCCAGCACAGCUUCAUCACUCACUUCUCGGAGAGAGAGCACCUAAAUAAGACACAUUUAUUAUGAUGGAAGACUUUCAUAGGUUGGACUUGCCCUAAAGGUGCAUUUAUUCUUUUUUGCAACUCUGGUCUUUUGUUUUGUUUUGGCAUGUGAUGGAAAUUGUGUUAUGCAAUGGAAGGAACGCUGUCUCAGGUGCUUAGCUUAUUUAUGUGAAUGGCAAUAUUGUAGCUCUUGUCCCACUCAAUUACAUCAUAUGAAGGGCAGGGCCUCCACCUUUGACUUGCCUUUGAAAGAGACAUUUUCAAAUAGGAAGUGGAAAGUUAGCAGCACUUGUAGUGUAGGUAGCUAGAGCAGUAAGCUAACCAAAUACCCUGGCCUCUAAAUCUUUUAUGCCCCCGAAAAGAGUCACUGUGAAGUCCAAAAGGCAAAUGGGGAGAGUUUAAGCUUAGUGCUUCAUUCAUCCACAUCAAAAGGCUACCAUACAGUCUAGUAAGACCAGCUCAUAAGGAUGGCCCAAUAUAAUGUGUUAGGGCUUGAGAAGUGCAAACAGCAGAGUUUGAUUUCAGCCACUACUCAGUCUUUGUGAACCAGAUUUCAAUCCCAGAUCUCAGCUGUGGGACACCUAAAAGACAAUGCCUCUGAUCAUGAUCUGAGUGCAUUGUUCUCACCACUAACUAACCACAACCCCACACUGGGAACUGGAAGGGUGCAAUUUCCACACCAAAUGGCAGGGCUUCCUGGCAGGCUUAAGUCCCAGCAUUUUUAUUUUUUUAAAAAACAAAUCAGCCACUGAGGGACAGUCUUCUCUUACCGAUUACUAUGCCUGAUAAUUGUCUUCAGAGGGAUCUAAAACAUAUCAUGUCUGCCAUCUACAGUAUUUGUUCUACCUAUUUCAGUAGCACAGAAUUCAUUAGCUCUUCCAAAAUUCUUAUAUUCUCAGCUUCCACUUAAAAAAAAAUAAUGUUAUCCCUUACACUUGCAGGGAUCUCUCUCUCACACACACACCUUCUAAAACCUCGUAUACCAGGAAAUCUGCACAAAUAUACUCUUUAGGUCCUUGUCUCUGCCUGUAUGGCACCCCCUCAUUUUAUCAACAUCCCAGGUCCAAAAAGUUCGCUUUUUUGCAAUUGGACUGAAUUAUACAAUAUUAAAUGUUUGCCGUUUGUUCAUUUUUGCAUCAUCGAAGAGGGGAAAGUCAGAGAGAUACAUAAUCAUUUUAAGUCCAUCCCCCACCCUCAUCAUUUUUCUGGGCAAAAGCCCUUGCAACUGAGUGCUGUAUUCAGCUUCAAAAUUGUUUUAAAAUAUUUUUGGGGAACGUAAGUGAAAUGGUUAAUUUUCAUUGUGCUGUACUUGAUAUUCAGAAUGCUAAUAAAUGGCAGGUGAAUGUGUCAUAUAUAUGAAGGGAGUUAUGUGAAUUGAAUAAAAUUAGUUCUAUAAAUGCUUUCUGCAUUGAGAUUCUGUAGCAUUACAUGUGCUCUCAAUUGCACAGUAGAAGUGCUUGUCAAACAGGCUGUGAGUAGGUCAAACAAGUUACCAAAGCCACAGUAUCAGUGCUAUCUAUUACUAUCUGUUUCCUCCUUGAGUAGAACCUAUGGAACUGCUGACACUUAGAACAAAAGCUGUUUUAUUAAAUGUUGAAGUACAAACGAAUUGUUUGUUUUUCAACCAUGACAGAGCCCAAAUUGAGAAGCCACCAUUCACAAAAACCACUAAUAAGUGCCAUUGUUUCCCAUCUUAUUUCUAAUGUGGGGAAUGUGAGAUGUUUGCAGUUCUGUUGGAUAGGUUUUCAACAGCAUUGUAUUAGAGUGCUUUAAGUACUAUCUGUGGAAUUAAGCUCAUAUGCAAAAGUAUAGUGGAAUGUUCUUCUGUUGGAAUACUGCAACAAUAUCCUGUGUAUAACUUGUCAGAAUGGAACUAAACCUUUUACAUCAUGUGCCCUUGUUUCUUCUCUCUCAUUUUGGCACCAAUUUAACACACCAAUCAAUAUUUUAUCUUGAUGCUCAUCUGAGUGAGAUGAAGGCCAAUUAGCAGUCUUUUAGUAGGUAUAAAAUAGCCUUUUUCAUGAUAAAAAGGUGGGGGGAGGAUCUGGACAUGCUCCUACAUGAGACAUGACUGUGGGGAAUAUGUAAACAAAAUACUUUUUUUAAAAAAAAAAACUGUAUUAAACUAAUUAGCCUAUAAAAGAAGGAGAUUCAGAGUAUUUUAGGCAAAGCCAGUCAAAAUGCUUUCAUGCUAUUUUGAAAUGUAAAUUUUGUCUGAUUUGUAUUGUUCUUUAGUUUGCCUUCUAAACUUUAUAUGUGUCCUGAUUUUUUCCACAAUUUGAUGACUAUAGAUUGCAUCUAGGCUUUCCAAUAAAAGCCAAGCCAAUGUG